Molecule: messenger RNA, 525 nt
Organism: Trypanosoma conorhini
Lineage: Eukaryota; Euglenozoa; Kinetoplastea; Trypanosomatida; Trypanosomatidae
Product: cytochrome b5
Exons: 1
Coding region: 1-525 (174 amino acids)
Cellular component (GO): membrane; intracellular membrane-bounded organelle
Molecular function (GO): heme binding
Source: RefSeq, a predicted model, not a curated record
AUGUUUAAUAGCUUACUGCGCAUCGUCGGCCUCAAAAAGGAGUGGCCGGUAUACACGCUAGACGAAGUACGCCAACACAACGACCGCUCCUCAAUUUGGAUAGUCGCGGGAAACGCUGUAUAUGAUGUCACUUCCAUCCUAGACACACACCCUGGGGGUGCUAAUGCGCUACUCCGUCGAAGUGGUGGUGUGAAGGACUGCACCGAGGACUUCAACUUCCAUAGCCGUGCUACGCGGAGGACAUGGGAUUCCUUUAAGAUUGGUGUCUUGGACGCUAGGGAAUUUGUGGGAAUGGUAGCUUACCCUGCUUCCCUGACAGACUCAAGAGACGACAGCGUCGCGCCGGAGGCCUCUCCUGUGAACCACGCCUGUGCAAGUUGGGAGUGCGACGGCGGCAAGAACUGCUGCUUGACCAGUACUGUCGAAACCUGCGGGAGUAGGUCUGAGCCCGUUCCAGAUCGUAUAUGCUGGGAGUGUUUGCACCGUUCCUUGGCGCGGCGGGAGGUUCUUCCAAGACCCUUGUAG